UAUAUAUAGGUAGGGAGUAAAGAGAAUCGGAACGUUGCGGGAAAUUUAGGAUAAAGAAACCAAUUGAGACGGAGAGAAUCGGGAAAUCCAGAAGUUGUUAGGGUUUGUCUUUUCCCUUUGUUGCUUGAAUCAGUGAAGGAAUCUUCCAAUGGCGGUCCAUCAUCUUCAACAAUGGUUUGAUUCUCGCUUCUGUGAAAGAGCUAGAAGGCAAAACGACAACUUUACCAACUUUUAUAACUUAAUUACCACCACUCCACCCAUUUUCAAAGUCUUUCAUUUUCAUCGAAUAUUAAAAUGGCUGUUCCAAAGGUAAAUCAGAAUUUUCUUGCAGAGCUUGAAUCAAUGGGAUUUCCUUUAGCAACGGCGAUACGAGGUCUUCAUCAUUCUGUACUUCUUUUUAUCAGGUAAUGAUAGUGUAGAGGCUGCUGUGAAUUGGAUCUUUGAGCAUGAAAAUGACCCAGAUAUUGAUCAGAUGCCAUUGGUAACAGUAGAUAUUGAUAUUAAAUCUGAUGAACCAUUCCCUAUUACGGAGGAAAUGAAAAUAAAGGCGCAGGAAUUAAGGAAUCGAACACGGAAGAAGAGGGAAGAUGAAGAAAAGAAAUCAGAAAGACAAAGAGAAAAGGAGAGGAUUCGUGCUGGCAAGGAACUUCUUGAAGCAAAACGAGUCGCAGAAGAAAAUGAAAGAAAACGUAUAUUGGCGUUGCAGAAAAAGGAGAGGGAGGACGAGCAAAGAGCAAGAGAGAAAAUCCGCUGGAAACUAGAACAAGAUAAGCUAGAAAGAGGCUCCAGGCUUGGAUUGCCAUCAAAGAACCCUGCACCUGGAAGACUUUCUACACAUUUGUUGCAGGAAAAAGAGAACUCAUUGCCUGUUAAGACUGUAACAAUGGCAGAGCUCAUGAGAGAGUGUUUAAGGUCUCUUAAGCGAAACCACAAGGAUGAUGAUGGAAAAGUAAGAAGGGCCUUCCAGACUUUGUUGAUUUACCUUGGAAAUGUUGCAAGGAAUCCUAAUGAAGAAAAAUAUAGGAAAAUAAGACUCAGUAAUCCGUUAUUCCAGGAAAGAGUUGGUAGUUUGAAAGGAGGUGUUGAGUUUCUUGAGCUGUGUGGAUUCGAGAGAAGUGAAGGGGGAGAGUUUUUGUAUCUUCCUCAUGAUAAAGUUGACAUGGCAGUAUUGAAUUCAGCUGGUUCUGAAUUGAAGUCUGCAAUUAACAACCCCUUCUUUGGACUUCUACAAUGCUAGAGAAACUAAAGCCCGGGUUUUAAAAGGAAGAUUAAAGUUACAUUUAGACCAUGUUUUAUUUUUUAAUCGAAAAUAAAAAACUCAGAUCUUCAAUUUAGUCAGUCUUCGGAAUAAAUCUCAAAUGCUGAUUCAAUAAACAACAUUCUUAUUUUAUAA
Messenger RNA from Ziziphus jujuba (common jujube), 1393 nucleotides. RefSeq lists its product as uncharacterized. Lineage: Eukaryota; Viridiplantae; Streptophyta; Magnoliopsida; Rosales; Rhamnaceae. The coding region runs from base 473 to 1237 and encodes 254 amino acids. Gene Ontology annotation, molecular function: protein binding. The record is from RefSeq and is a predicted model, not a curated record. The transcript is spliced from 10 exons.